Ustilaginoidea virens is the source of this 4074-nucleotide messenger RNA. RefSeq lists its product as uncharacterized. Gene Ontology annotation, biological process: 'de novo' IMP biosynthetic process. Bases 1 to 4074 code for a protein of 1357 amino acids. The record is from RefSeq and is a predicted model, not a curated record. NCBI's taxonomy places the organism in Eukaryota, Fungi, Ascomycota, Sordariomycetes, Hypocreales, Clavicipitaceae. Gene Ontology annotation, molecular function: phosphoribosylformylglycinamidine synthase activity. The transcript is spliced from 6 exons.
AUGCCUCACGAGACUCUUGUCGGCAGUUCUUGCUACACAGCUGUCAGCGCCCAAGAGCUCAAGGCUCGUGCCAACAAAACCAGUCACCCCAAGAUCAAGCAGAUCCGCGGGCAAUGGGUCUACUACGUCGACCUGAAAUCCCGCGAUAAGACCAUUGUCCAGCAGUUAAAAACUCUCCUUCAAGACGUUGAUUCCGAGCCCCUCUUGGCUUCCGAGAUCAACAGCAACUCAAUUACCGUAUACGUCACCCCUCGAUACCUUUCGCCAUGGAGCUCGCAGGCAACAAACAUCGCCCAUGUCUGUGGUCUAAAGGACCAGGUUCGACGCAUUGAAAAAGGACGCCUGAUCGUGGUCGAAUUCGAAGACCCCUACGAAACGGGACAAGAUGAGACUUUCCGACACGUCCUACACGAUCGCAUGACCGAGGUCUUCUCCUUCGAAAAACCUGAACCCCAUGUCAUGUUUGCUGACGGAGUUUCUGCACCUCUGGCCGUCGUUGAUAUAUUUGCUCAUGGCCAAGAACCACUCCAAGUCCUCCAGGCGUACAAUAAAGAGAAAGGCCUCAAUCUCGACGAGUCCGAGAUAAAUUAUCUUGUUGAUGUUUUUAGGAAGCUGGAAAGACCGCCCCAUGAUGUUGAGCUUUUCAUGUUCGCCCAGGUGAAUUCCGAACACUGCCGCCACAAGGUCUUCAAUGCUAGCUGGACCAUUGACGGAGUCAAAAAGGACAAAAGUCUCUUCGAGAUGAUUCGCAACACACACAAGAAAACACCAGACUACACCGUUUCUGCAUAUAGUGACAACGCUGCGGUUCUUCAAGGCGAACCGGCCCAUUUCUGGGCCCCUGACUAUUCCACUGGGACUUGGACUCUGACUCCCGAGGUUGCCCAUAUUCUUGCCAAGGUCGAGACUCAUAAUCAUCCUACUGCAAUAUCACCGUUUCCUGGUGCUGCCACUGGUUCGGGUGGCGAAAUUCGCGACGAAGCUGCCGUCGGCCGUGGCUCCGUCACAAAGGGAGGUCUGGCUGGUUUUUGGGUUUCUGAUCUUCUCAUCCCAGACCACAAAGCUCCUUGGGAGAAUGACAUCGGUCGACCUGCCCACUACGCAAGCAGUCUCGACAUCAUGUUGGAGGCUCCAAUCGGUAGCGCAAGGUUCAACAACGAAUUUGGCCGUCCUUGCCUAACAGGUUGCUUCCGGACGCUACUCACCCCAGAGACUUGCAGUGAGGAUGCCGAAGCCGAAACAUCCUCAUGGCGUGGAUACCACAAGCCCAUCAUGCUGGCAGGUGGUGUCGGCAAUGUUAGACCUUGCAACGCUUUGAAAGAAGAACGGCUUGUCCGUGAAGGUGCCCACGUCAUUGUCCUUGGGGGUCCAGCCAUGCUGAUUGGCCUUGGUGGCGGUGCCGCUUCCAGCAAUGCUUCGGGAGAAAGCAAUGCGGAUUUGGAUUUCGACAGUGUUCAGCGCGGAAAUCCCGAGAUGGAACGCCGUGCCCAAAUGGUGAUCAAUACAUGCACGGCUUUGGGAGACCAGAACCCGAUUGCCAUGAUUCAUGACGUAGGAGCCGGAGGUCUCUCUAAUGCCCUCCCAGAGCUGGUCAAGGACGCCGGUUAUGGAGGGAAUUUCGAACUGCGACAAGUUGAAAGCGCUGAUCGAAGCAUGAGUCCGCUGCAAAUCUGGUGCAAUGAAGCCCAAGAGCGUUACGUUCUCCUCAUCAACCCUGAGAACAUGAACCGAUUUUCUAGCAUCUGCCGCCGAGAACGAUGUGGCUUCUCCGAUGUCGGAUGUGUUGCCACCAGGGAUACUAGAGGGGAUGCCAAGCUCAUUCUGACGGAUCGUGAGUCCAGGGAGUAUCCUCGCCCAAUCGAUCUUCCCAUGGACGCACUCUUUCCUCCCAAAAAACAACAGGAACGAGAUGUCAGCUCCAAAAAGCCGAAACUGCUACCUUUUGAUGCUCUUUGCAGUCUGCAAAGCACACUUGGCGGCGACAUGGACAAUGCCACUUUGUUCAAGAAGGCUGUCGAGCGGGUCUUUUCGAUGCCAGCCGUUGGUUCAAAGUCCUUUUUGAUCACCAUCGGUGACAGAACUGUCGGUGGUCUUACCGCUCGAGAUCAGUUUGUCGGCCCCUGGCAAAUACCGGUGGCCGACGUGGCCGUUACGGCAGCUUCGUUCAGCAUCGGCGGCAAGCAAAGGACCGGUGAGGCCAUGGCUAUGGGUGAGAAACCUACCCUAGCCCUGAUCAACCCUGGCGCCUCUGCCAGAAUGGCGGUUGCAGAAAGCUUGAUGAACCUCGGAGCCGCAGAUGUGAUGGGAGACUUGCGCCGAGUGAAGCUCUCGGCCAACUGGAUGGCUGCUGUGAACCACCCUGGCGAGGGCGCCGCUCUCUACGAAGCGGUGGAGGCUAUCGGCAUGGAAAUGUGCCCUGAACUGGCCGUGAGCAUCCCCGUCGGAAAGGAUUCCACCUCGAUGAAGACGGUUUGGAAAGACAAGGGUGCUGUCAAGAGCGUCACAGCUCCUGUGUCUGUGGCCAUCUCCGCCUUUGCCGUCGUCGAGGAUAUACUGAGCACCUGGACCCCGCAACUUGCGCGGGUUGAAGAUGUCGGCGAGUCAAUUCUGCUGUUCGUUGACCUGGCAGAGGGCCGCAGGGCCAUGGGAGGCUCUGCUCUGGCUCAGUCUCUUGGCGCCACUGGAGACGAGGCCCCCGACGUGAACAACUUCAGUCUCAUCACCGACUAUUUCGAUGCCCUGUCGCAACUCCACAAGAGCGGUGUCGUCUUGGCAUACCACGACCGCUCCGAUGGCGGUUUGGUGACCACCAUUGCCGAGAUGAUGUUUGCCGGUCGAUGCGGCGUGGACAUGAUGAUGGACGGCAUUUCGAAGUCCGGCGGCAUCGGCGACAUGCUCGAGGCCCUGUUCAACGAGGAACUCGGCGCAGUUUUCCAGGUCAAGGCGUCGGACGAGAUGAACUUCAAGAGAUGCUUCGCCACCUGCGGCCCGCCGGCGGGUUUGAUCCGCAAGUUUGGAGUGGUCAAGGCCAGCUCGAACCAGUCGUUGACGAUCCGCCACAGCGCCGCGGUAUUUGCAACCCUCGGUCGCGCCGAGAUGCAGCAGUGGUGGUCCAAGACGUCUUACCAGAUGCAACGCCUCAGAGACAACCCUGCCUGCGCCGAUGCCGAGUAUGCCGUCGUUUCCGACUCGUCCGAUCCCGGCCUCUGCUAUCGUUUGACGUUUUCACCCGCCGAGAACAUCCUGCCCAUUACUUCCUCCAUCGCAGGAUUCUUCGGCAAGACCCCCCGGGUCGCCGUUCUGCGCGAGCAAGGCGUCAACGGGUACGCCGAGCUGGCCUUUGCCUUCCGCGCCGCCGGGUUCGAGCCCGUCGACGUGCACAUGACGGAUGUUCUCGGCGGACGCUCCCUCGCCGACUUUACCGGCCUGGCUGCCCCGGGCGGCUUCUCGUACGGCGACGUGCUGGGCGCCGGCCAAGGCUGGGCCCGAUCCGUCCUGAUGCACGAAAGCACGCGCCGCGAGUUUGAGCAGUUCUUCCGCCGGCCCGACACCUUUGCCCUGGGCGUCUGCAACGGCUGCCAGUUCCUCACGCGCAUCCGGCAGCUGAUCCCCGGCACGGAGCACUGGCCGACGUUUGUCCACAACGAGAGCGCCCAGUUCGAAGCCCGGUACAGCAUGGUGACGGUCCGCCAGGACGAGAGCCGGCCGUCCGUCUUCUUCCACGGCAUGAACGGGUCCUCCCUGCCGGUCGUCGUGUCCCACGGCGAGGGUCGCGCGCGCUUCUCCUCGCCCAACGCCAUGCAGGAGCUGUCCGACGCGGGCAUGGUGCCCGUGCGGUACGUCGACAACAGGCUCGACGUGACGGAGCGGUAUCCGUACAACCCCAACGGCAGCCCGGGCGGUGUCGCGGGGGUCUCGAGCAGGGACGGGCGGUUCGUCGCCAUGAUGCCUCAUCCCGAGCGGACCAUUGUCGCGGGAGUGAGCAGUUUCAUGCCGCGGGAUGCUGCUGAGCAGUGGGGUGAAUACGGUCCAUGGGUGAGAAUAUUCAAGAGUGCACGCAGAUGGGUUGGUUGA